AAUAUUACAUUUCAUUACCUGCUGCAUCUCCCGCCGGGACGCACGCCAUAUCAUCUUCCUCGUCGUUCCCCUGACUAUAUCCAUCCAUCAUCUUCGCUCCGUAUAGAACUUGGCCCAGAUACCACCCCUUUGGAGCAACCGACCAACCGAUCAGCAAAGGAAAGGAAACAAAACUCACAGGCAAACUGUUUGUUCGAUACGGCCUCCCCAACACGCAUAACCCGCCAUGGCCAGUGCAGGAGUUCCCGUCGAGCAGGUGGACGAGUCCAUUGCCGCCAAGAUUGAGCAGCUUGACCGCCACGGAUAUCUGUUCGGCCAGAAAAUCACACACUCCCUGUCGCCACUUCUGCACAGCACCAUUUAUGAGGGCAUUGGCCUCAAGUGGGAGCAGAUGAGGCUCGACUCGGCGGACCUGCAGCUGUUCCUGGAACUCAUCAAGCACCCCAAGUUCUACGGCAGCUCCGUGACCAUGCCCAACAAGGUGGCCAUCAUCCCGCACCUCGACGAGCUGACGGACGAGUGCCGCGAUGUCGGCGCGUGCAACACCCUCUUCAUCAGAGAACGCGACGGUAAGCGGAUAUACUGCGGCACCAACACGGACGUCGUCGGCGUGCGCGAGUCGUUUGUCCAGAACGUCGCCGACCCCGACGCCGUCUACCACGACAAGCCGGCCCUGGUCAUCGGCGGCGGCGGCGCCGCGCGCAGCGCCGUCUACGCGUUGCGCAAGUGGAUGAAGGCCACGGACAUCUACCUCGUCAACCGCGACAAGGGCGAGGUCGACGCCGUCAUCGCCGAGUGCUCGGCCCGGGGGUACGGAGACAGCAUCUACCACGUCUCCACCGUCGAGGAAGCCCGGCAGCUCGAGGCUCCCGGCGCCGUUGUGUCGUGUGUGCCCGACUUCCCGCCCAAGACGCCCGAAGAGAUUGUCGCGCGCGACAUCAUCGUCGAGUUCUUGAACAAGGACCGCAAGGGCGCCAUCUUGGAAAUGUGCUACAACCCCACGCCCUACACUGCCAUCGCCGGCCUGGCAGAAGAAGCUGGCUGGCAGCUCAUCUUGGGCACCGAGGCCAUGAUCUACCAAGGACUAGAACAGGACCGUUACUGGACCGGUAGAGAGGUCGAUCAGUUGCCUGUGCAACAAGUGAAGGAAGCGAUAGCCGCGAAGCUGUCGCAACACUCGAAACUCUAGAUUCAAUGACCUGUACAUGACUCGCAUAGCUACAUCAUAAGCGCCUGCCUUUGGUUUUCUUCUUUUCUGAACAAUGCAUCGCUGAACAGCCUCUCCGCCGAUCAAAUGUAUGGUAGGCUGGCUUGCAACUCUUUCAAUCCAAACCAGUGAGAUGCGGUGCACAUCAUGUCCCUGUGGCUCCAUGUCACGAUGUCAUCGGGUUAGAGUGAAGUGUAAUCAAAGUAUCAAUGCAACAGCUAGCGAGUCUCGGCCGAGUUUGGCUUUCUGCCAACCACAAAUGUAAAACGGACUUGGGCCGCUACCUACUGCAUAGAUAGAUACCCGUUCAUCUUAAAACAAAAUGACAG
Messenger RNA from Colletotrichum navitas, 1536 nucleotides. Its product is annotated as shikimate dehydrogenase substrate binding domain-containing protein. The record is from RefSeq and is a predicted model, not a curated record. Gene Ontology annotation, molecular function: shikimate 3-dehydrogenase (NADP+) activity. Gene Ontology annotation, biological process: chorismate biosynthetic process; shikimate metabolic process. The transcript has 2 exons. Bases 227 to 1189 code for a protein of 320 amino acids. NCBI's taxonomy places the organism in Eukaryota, Fungi, Ascomycota, Sordariomycetes, Glomerellales, Glomerellaceae.